AUGGCCCUGCGCCAGAACAAACAGUCCUUCGCGGACUACAUCUCCGACUUUGAGAUGUUGGCCUCGGAUGCGGGAUACAAUGUGGUCGACACCACUGACGACAAGGGCGAAUACAAGAAGGGGGACCAAGACAAUAUCCUCAUCGAGUUCCUGGAGCGCGGACUCAGUAGCGAGAUUGCCAGCCGUCUCUACAACACCGGUGUCCCUCUGCCCAAGGCCUAUGGGGCGUUCAAAGCCUGGUGCAUCAACAUCGAAGCCAAUGCUCUACGUGACCAGCUAUGCAAGGCAUCCUACGGACAUCCCACGCCACGACCACCUCCCCCGUUCCGCCCACAGGCUGCUCCAACAAUGCCUACACCCGCACCGGCCCGACCCGCUGCCAACAAACCAGUUCCGAUGGAAAUUGAUCGCACCCACGCCCGCGGCCGCAAUAUCAUCUGCUACAACUGUCAGCAGCCUGGGCACAUUGCGCGGAACUGUCCGGAGCCAAGGAAGAAGCGCACGUUCUUCAAUAGGGCCACAAUGCUAGAAGAGAUCGAGAACGGGGACAAGGACAAUGAGUUCCUCAAGGAGAUUGCCGAGAAGCUGCGUGAGAAGGGUUUUUGA
Messenger RNA from Mycena citricolor, 606 nucleotides. NCBI's taxonomy places the organism in Eukaryota, Fungi, Basidiomycota, Agaricomycetes, Agaricales, Mycenaceae. The record is from the annotation of a GenBank genome assembly.